AGUGGCUACAUCCGAACCUUCCGCCAUGAACAACAUACUUUCUUCCCUCAUGGCCUAACUGCCCACCAUAACCAACAACGUUGCAACCGGCCCGCCUGUCCGAUUUGCGCCUCGCUUCCUCAAGCAAACUCAUAUCAUGGCGCUCCGGCUCGGGCGGUCGGCGCUGAUGGUGCCCCGACCUACGAAGUUCCUGGUGUUCAUGUCAUUACGCACUGGAGUACAGCUUAUCCUCCUAACUCACCUCAUCAACAAAGUCACUGGCCUCUACGGUAUCCUCGCCCUCCUUACCGGGUACCCAAUCUCCGCGUUUCAGCUUUCCAUGUACAUCUAUUCUCUUGUUGUCCUCGCUGCUACAGUCUAUCUGUCACCGCAUAUCAAGACUGGGUCAGCAUGGCAUUGUCUUGCCUUUGCGCAAAUGUACGCCAUCGACACUGUGAUCAACGCUGUAUACACCGGAUUCUUCGCCGUCGCAUGGUUCAUGGUUGUCGCUAGUCAUGACAAUCGCACAAGUACGCCCGGCGGCAAGACCUUGAGCGAUGCGAGCGGAUUCACGAACCCGAAGCACAAUGUCAGCCAUGUUGAUGUGAUUGCUACUCCAGCGGAUGGCGCAAAACCAGCCCAAGAUGCGGUGGUUGGCGGCUAUCCUGCAGAUUCACCAGCCAGUGGAGGACCUGGCCUAUGGGCUGCAUUUACAGGUCCAGGAAGCAUGAUGAGUCUUGCUAUCAUUGGCGGCUUCUGGAUUCUUCGCCUCUACGCUGUUUUCGUCGUUAUGGCUUAUGCGCGCCAAAUGCUGCAUCAUCACAUCCAAGUUACGAGCACGCACAAUUACAACCUAUACGAUGGCAGCCAGAGCUCAGAUCUUGCCGAGAACCCGUUUGAAGCGCAUAAGGAGGAUGGCCAAGGCUGGCAGGGCAAGCUUGGCCGAGUUAUGGUUGGCCUUGGACGCAGCUACUGGCUUGGUCGUGAUGCCGAAGACGAUAUUUGGCUGCGAACCAUGGGCAGUAAGUUUAAUCGUAAGCAUGUGGAUGUAAGUCCACGUGAGCGUGAGAGGCGGCGUCGCGCGGGCACUGGCCCCCCAAAGCCGUCACCGCAUCUGGUGAAGAGCCCGUGAUCCAGAUGGCUUUACCUAGAGAGAUCUCAUGUAUGAACCACGAGGAGUGAUCAUGGAAGCUUGCUGGGGUUGCUAUAAUUGCAAAGGCAUUUGGCGUGGCGUUCUGCAUAGGAAAUAUUGGACGGUAAUGCUGGCCACGCGCUCUAUUGGAUUGCGCGCUCGCCGUCCUCUCGCUGUUUUGAUAAGCUUAGAAUUGAAUUGAAAAAUCCCUCAGACCUGUCCACAAUGUAAAUGGAGAUCUCUCGC
Messenger RNA from Verruconis gallopava, 1357 nucleotides. RefSeq lists its product as uncharacterized. NCBI's taxonomy places the organism in Eukaryota, Fungi, Ascomycota, Dothideomycetes, Venturiales, Sympoventuriaceae. Gene Ontology annotation, cellular component: inositol phosphoceramide synthase complex; Golgi membrane. The record is from RefSeq and is a predicted model, not a curated record. Gene Ontology annotation, molecular function: inositol phosphoceramide synthase regulator activity. Gene Ontology annotation, biological process: inositol phosphoceramide metabolic process. The coding region runs from base 137 to 1111 and encodes 324 amino acids. The transcript is spliced from 2 exons.